AUGAACGAGUUUCCAUUUGUUGCCAGCUCGCUGGAGGAGAGACAUCCUAUUAGUAUGUCCAACGGAGUGCUCCAGAAUGUUACCCAGAGGAGCGUCUUUGAGCUUAUCAGGGAUAUUAGAGACCCUGAGCAUCCAUAUACUUUGGAGCAGCUCGGCGUUGUAUCCAGGGAGGGUGUAAGUAUAGGAUGUAUUGGCCCGGACGGCAUUGCCCCCAAUGUGGGGCUACCGAUCAGAUGUGUGAAGGUGGUGUUCAAGCCCACAAUACCCCAUUGCUCCAUGGCAGCCGUAAUAGGCCUAUGCAUAAAGACACAUGUAAGCAGGCAUGUUCGGAACCAUUUCGUCCAGGUCCAUAUAGUAGACGGCGGGCACAUCAACUUUAGGGCACUGAAUAAGCAGCUGGAUGACAAGGACAGGGUUCUUGCGGCAACAGAGAACGAGGUACUGCUUGACCUUAUGGAGAAGUGCCUUCCUGCCAUCUGA
Molecule: messenger RNA, 480 nt
Organism: Encephalitozoon cuniculi GB-M1
Lineage: Eukaryota; Fungi; Microsporidia; Unikaryonidae
Product: iron-sulfur cluster assembly protein CIA2
Exons: 1
Coding region: 1-480 (159 amino acids)
Biological process (GO): iron-sulfur cluster assembly
Source: RefSeq, marked provisional